Dermacentor silvarum is the source of this 4079-nucleotide messenger RNA. Its product is annotated as THAP domain-containing protein 10. The transcript has 7 exons. Bases 1149 to 1685 code for a protein of 178 amino acids. NCBI's taxonomy places the organism in Eukaryota, Metazoa, Arthropoda, Arachnida, Ixodida, Ixodidae. The record is from RefSeq and is a predicted model, not a curated record.
CUUGACAACGACAGCAAAAUUGAAGACGUCGCGUUGUAUAAUCUAUGCCUCAAAUAUAUAUGUUUGGUAAAAUGGCGUAAACGUAAAUUUGCAGUUGAAAUAAAGCGCUAUUUUAAGAGCGUACUAUGCGCAAUUGGCCUCGGUGCCCGCAGCGAAAGUACGUUGAAUAUGCCGCGGAGCGCGUCUCCGCCCCAAUCCAGUUCGCUCGCAGCGCCCUCGCACUAUUUUUCCACACGCGGCGCCUCAGCGGCAGAGCGCCGUUCGGCCCACUCGACCAUUGUCUAGUACACUCUACCAGUAUUUCUCAACGUGUUGCUGAACCACAGAACACCCACCCAUACGCUGAACUAGCCAAGCUUGCUUGUACUUUGCAAAGUGCUUCGCAUCGUCACGCGAAGCUGCGAAGGCGACAUUCAGCGUGUGAGCUUGCUCGAGUGUUUAAUGCAUCCGGAUGGUUGCUCGCGCCGCGACAGGCCUGUGUCCUAUUGUGUGUUGGACUUCUGCCCCAGCAAAUUCGGAGACCCUGUGAGUUUCCAUAAGUUCCCCCGAGACGAGGCACAAAGAAACGCCUGGAUAGAGUUUGUCCGGGCUACCGGGCGGCACUUUUGGACGCCGGGGAAGUCGAGCAUGCUUUGUUCGCUCCACUUCAGCUCGGACGCGUACGAGUCCAAGUAUGCGGUCAGCUUCGGCAUUGCGAAGAAGCGUUGGUUAGUAUCCGGUGCCGUGCCGACGGUGUAUCCCGCUGCUGCACGAAGUCUCCUACCGUCUGAAAGCGGAGCAACUUCGCCGAAGCGUCAGUGCGUAGCUGAAGUUGGCAGCGAUGGUGUUGAUCUCUGCGAGAAGACGGCCAUGAAAGAGACAUCUUCGAGCACAGCACUUGGUCAUCACUCCAACACGUUAUCACCACCAUGCGGAGCCACAGCAGGGAUUGGGUGCAAUACAUGCGACUUCCAGAUUCAGUGCACUGUGCAAGUGUCACUGAAGGCGACACAAGCAAGAAUAUGUCCAAAAAUGAGAAGCAUUGGUGUGCAAAGACAAGGUGCCAACCGGACUGUGGAAUGUCAGACUGAGUACGAUUUUACGGACAUUGUGCACUCGGAGGACCUAACAGCCGAGGUGCUCAACACCUAAGCCACCAGGAUGACACUAUGGACACUACGUUUGAGCCAUCUUUGGAGGACUCGGGACCUGCUCCCGUGGAACCAUGUCCUCGAAAAAUUGUGUUCGAGGAAAACCUUCAGCAAGUUGUGAAGUCUUGCAGGAAAUGCCACCUCCCUGUAGUCAUCACUACAGGGCUGAAAAAGAAGGUGCAGGCUGUCUCCCGGCCAUGGGGCUGCGGUGUGAUUGAAAAGUGGGCGACCUGCAUCAUUAACCACUUCUACUUUUCGGUGAGGACAGCUGCAGCAAGAGUGACAACUGCUGAAAGAAGGGACGAGCUCGCGGUAGCCAUCUGGGUGUCACUCCUCAACCACAUCCAGAAGAAGCACUAUGACCACAGUGAGGAAUAUGCCAACUGCGAGCAUGGGGACCUCUUGCCUAGAAAGUGGAUUUUUCCAGGUAAUGUUGGGCUUCUACUUGAAAUCGUGGACGAGGUUGUGGCAGUUUCUGUACUUCGCACAUCACAACUUUGCCUACACCACCGCUACUUACAAGCUCUUUUGGACCAGUGGACAAGGCUGUGCUAGUGCGGGGUCACCUUUCAAGGUUUGCGUCCUGUGAAGACCGACCUGGGCACAUAGAAGGCACCAGUGAUGACAGUGCAUAGUUUGAUUACGCACUUGCACAUCUUUCGUGGAGCAGGCGAUCAUUGUCAGCAACUUCCCACAAGUUGUCUAUGUAACGUUAAAUGUCUCAGCAUGACUCUUGGGUUUGAGGUACAGGGGUCCUGGAUUAAUUUCAACCACUGCAUGCGAGAGGCAUUGCUAGGUAGCUUACCUACAUACUCGUGUAAGGGCUGCAGCUCCAACUUUGCAGGCCAUAAUAUGGGGGGAAAUCCAACGGAGAAGCAAUGGUGUUUGGUGCCCCGAUGCUGCGUACUUCCGCAUGCCACUACUAGAUGUCGAGAGCCAGGGAGUGCACAAGAUUCGUGGUGUGCAAGGUUCGGUCCUGUGCAAGGGCCGCACCUUGUCAAAAUUAUGAAACAAAGGUGCGCCCCUUACACGAGUCUAUACAGUACAACGGUAAUGUUAGCGUAAGGUAUAGAAUGUUGUCAUCAAAAUGUUUGCUUAUGUUUUCAUAUUUUGUGUGGUGGUACAUAGCCCCCUGUAUUUUUCUAUGCCCAGUCAUUCACUCCAGCACUGCCAUUUAACAUUCCUGACCACGUCGCACCUCGCCAAAAGUGCUUGCAUUCCGGAAUGGUUUCCACCGCGUGUCUAUGAGCAUGUGCUAGUUUCCGUGUAUUCCAAACAUUUUGCCCGAAUCUGGAGCAGGAUGAUGACACCAACUGUUAGAGAACCUGUGGUAAACAUUAUUAGCGCAUUCUAGCAGCAUACAGUAUUGUGGAAAUUGAAGGACGAUGCAAUGGGCAGGUGAAGGGAAGGAGCGCACACAGAAGAACCAAUAUGUAGAGGGAAAACGUGACAAACCAGCACUUACAGGGGAACAAAAUGAUCUAAGAGAGAGCUAUGUUUUUAACACACAUUCCACAACGUGUUAAAUGUGAAGUUUCAGAAAAACCUGCAUGGGAGAUAUUUAUUCCUUGCAUAUCACUAGGGGUGUGGUCUAUGUAUCAAGCUGUUUCAUCAUCAUCAGCCUAUAUUUUAUGUCCACUGCAGGACGAAGGCCUCUCCCUGCGAUCUCCAAUUACCCCUGUCUUGCGCUAGCAUAUUCCAACUUGUGCCUGCAAAUUUCCUAACUUCAUCAUCCCCAGGCGCGGGUCCAGGGGGGAUGUCCGGAUGUCCUGACCCUCCCCCCUCCUCAGAUUUCUGUAUCGCCCCCUCUCUGAUAAGGGGAUGGCCCUGUCACAAAAAAAUAUGACCACCAGCAUUCUUCAGAAGUAUUUUUCGCGAGUACCAGUGAUAUCAGCCAUGUAGAAGUAAAGCUAGCUCGCUCACAAGCUUAGUUGAAUUCUGUCGGGGUGUGGUGUCGCGAAGUUGCCGUAGUUAUUUUUUCUCAUGAACACCUUGGACCUCCUGGCGCCAGCGGUGCCUUACUCGUCCCGUCGGUGGCGUCGAAUGAACGAGGGGACGUCCCUUUUGCCAAGCACGCCGAUGUCCGCGCGAGCGCCUUCGCGCCUGAUCAACUUAGGUGCCCCUUGGGGUGUCAUCGGUUGCCUCAUUAGCUGUCAUCGGUUCCGCGACCAACCUGCUUAAUAAAAGAGAUCACUUGCUGAAGUGUUCAUAUACAGGGUUUGUCCGAAAAGUAAUGUCAGUGAUUAUAUUGUGAAGCGACUAUACGUCGCAGCGCACUAAGACCAGUUGGGACUGGUGGAGGGGGAAGUUAGCUUACGCACGCGCUGUCGCUCCAGAUGGUCGCAGACCAUCUGGAGAGUAAGGAAAAGGUUUUUCGUCAACUCAUUUUCAUUUACCGUGCAAGCCGUAAUGCAGCGCUCGUUUGAACGAAGGAUUGCCAUGGAGUUUUGUGUGAAACUCGGCAAGUCUGCAGUGGAAACAUUUCUUCUGAUAAAGACAGCUUUUGGUGAUAAUUGUUUGUCAGAACGUCAAGUUUACCUGAAUCACAAGAUUUUUUUAGAAGGUUGUGAAGAGGUCAGCGAUGAAGCCCGUGCUGUACCACCAUCAACGACCAGUGUACCGACGAAAAUGUGAUGCUCGCGAGAGAUAUUUUGUACUCAGACCCUCAAUUGAGUGUCCGUUUAGUGGCACAGACAGUAAACAUUCCAAGAAGUACCGUUCACAAGAUUUUGACGAAUAAUUAUCAGAUGCGAAAAGUGUGCGCGAAGAUCUUGCGCAAAAUGCUAAUGAACGGCCAACAAUCGAGCCGAGUUGAAACGUGCCAGGAGGUUUGGGACUUGUGCGAAAGUGACCCCCAUGUUUUGGACAAUGCCAUCACAGGUGACAAGACUUGGGUGUUUUAAUACGACCCCGAAACAAAAAGGCAAAGUGCCAAGUGGCACAGCUCGG